AUGGACUUCGAAGUGAUCGCUUGUGUGUGGCUUCUAUACCGUCGCUAUAAAAGACAACGGCAGAGGCAAAGAGAAUAUUGGGUGCACCCAAUAUUACGAGAUAGACUGACGCAUGGAAUGUUUGUAACAUUGUAUCCACAAUUAAGGCAAUAUGAACCUAAGUUUUUUAAUUAUUUUAGAAUAUCCAUAAAAUCAUUUGAUGACUUACUCCAUGUUAUUAAAGUAGAUAUUACUGGUGAUUCAACGAUUUUAAGAGAUUCAAUUUGCGCAGAAAAACUCGUGAUAACGUUAAGAUACUUGGCCACAGGCUGCUCUUUCGCUGAUUUGCAUUACGGAUACCGUCUUGGAAAAUCGACAAUUAUAAAGAUAGUGGAACAAGUUUGUAAAGUACUAUGGAGCAAAUUGAAGUUUAUAUCUAUGCCUGAAAUGACAACAGAAAAGUGGGAAGAAGUAGAAGAAGGUUUUAAGAAAUACGCUAACUUCCCAAAUUGUAUUGGUGCGAUUGACGGGAAACAUAUUGAGCUAAUACAACCAGAACAUACAGGGUCGCUUUUUUACAAUUAUAAAACAUACUUCUCAUGA
Parnassius mnemosyne (clouded apollo) is the source of this 582-nucleotide messenger RNA. Lineage: Eukaryota; Metazoa; Arthropoda; Insecta; Lepidoptera; Papilionidae. The record is from the annotation of a GenBank genome assembly.